AUCCGUGCAUCUCCUUGCUGCAGUUGCCCCAUCCGCGGGGACAGCUGAGUCCCGCAUCCCUAGUUUUAGCGACCACAACCCGAGUGGCCAAGUGACAAGCAAGCAGGCUGUGCAGGAGAGCGCCGGUUCCGGCCCCGCCCCCACGCGCCGCGAGGGAGGAGCCGGCGCGCGGAAUCUGGCGCGCGGAGUCCGAGCUGGGAGCCCGUGCCCUGCGGCCGGAGGCCGGCGGAGAUGAAGAUCUGGAGCUCGGAGCACGUGUUCGGCCACCCAUGGGACACCGUCAUCAAAGCUGCCAUGAGGAAGUACCCAAACCCAAUGAACCCCUGCGUCGUGGGAGUUGAUGUGCUGGAGCGCAGUGUGGACGGCCGGGGCCGGCUUCACAGCCACCGCCUCCUCAGCACCGAGUGGGGGUUGCCCAGCUUCGUGAAAGCGAUUUUGGGAACCAGUAGGACUUUGACAUACAUCAAAGAACAUUCUGUUGUGGAUCCAGUAGAAAAGAAAAUGGAACUUUGUUCCACCAAUAUCACACUCACAAACUUGGUGUCCGUGAACGAGAGGCUGGUAUACACACCCCAUCCGGAGGACCCUGAAAUGACUGUGCUCACACAGGAAGCCAUCAUCACGGUGAAGGGGAUCAGCCUCGGCAGCUACCUGGAAAGUCUGAUGGCCAACACGAUAUCAUCCAAUGCAAAGAAGAUGCAUCACUCAAAAAAUCAAAGAAGUAAGAAAGAACAAAAGGAAAAAAAAGGAAGAAAGAAGGAAAGGAAAAAAGAAGGAAGAGGUAAGCGAGCCUUGAAUAUGGUUCGCCCAGUCUGGGAGAGGUGUGGAAGCUUCUGGAAUCUGCCACAUCCCUGGUCACAGCCUCCACCGGGCUCUUCGGCCGCGACGUCUCAAGACAGGAGGCCCGUCUGUUGCAGAGUGAGACCCAGAGAAGAGAAGACCCCUAAAGCAGGAGGAGGGCAAGGGCUGCAAAGCUGCCACUCUGCCAUUGCCCAUGGCCCUGCCGCCCCUGGGCUGGUGUUGUCAGACUGCUCUUGUGCCUUGUCUGUCCGCCCCUCGGUAGCAGUUCCUGGCAACUCUCCGCCGACUCGGGAUCUUAGCAAACCACUUUUUUCCCAACAACUCUCUGUAUUCCACUCAUGCCCCUUGAUCACCUGUCUGCACCGCCAGCCUCUUCACAUGUAUCUGGGCUCCGUCUGUCACUUCAGAUGCUGCUGCGGUGCAUCCUUCUCACUGCUGUUAGUGCCGUGGGGGAGUAGGGGUGUCCGCCCCCACAGUGGCAUGGCUGGGGACAAUACCGUGAGCUCUCCUGUCACACGGUUGGAAUUGGUCAGGGCAGCCAAGGUCUGUGCCCCGUGCUGCAGCUGGCUUGUCCUGCACUCUGGGACCAGAGACCCCCAGGGGCCGAAGGCCUGUGUUACUUGUCACCAUUCCGACCUCUCUGUGGGGACACUCACUCAAACAGAGCCGCUGUGAUGAGGUCGUAAAAGUGCUUAUGAGCGUGAGCUCUUGCUUUAGGGCACUUCCAGGUGGGGGUUUUAACUAUUUGAGGUGCAAAAGUCAAAUGUAAAAUCUUUCAGUAGGCUUUGAUUUUAAAAACUUGAGAGAAGGCCUUCUCCAUAAACAAUGAGUAGAACGGUGUUUUACUGUUUUUCUAGGUAGUGCUUUUUGUUUGAUAAGACUACUUCUAAUCCAAAAGGAAAUGACAUAUGCAUUUAUGCAUAAAGCUUAUAGGAAAACAGAGUUAAAAGAUUUAUGCUAAAACCACUCCCCUGCCCCUUCUGCAAAGCAUGUUUCUACCCUCCCGAGGAAACACUCCACUCUUUUGGCAGUUUUUGGCGUUUACUGCUAGAUUUCUAAAUAAAUAAGCAUACCCUGCUAUUUCUUGCCACAUUUAGAUAUUAUUGAGAUAUUAUUUUACCUGUUUGGUAGAUUAUUAUUUUCUCUCUCAUAUCUUUCUCUCCUCUCCCACUGCCCCCCAAAAGCUGUAUCGUUUAUGGUUGAAAGCACAUUCAGAGUUUCUAUAAUUUUGAAAAUACAAAUGCCUAACUGUUGUUUAUUACCAAGCCAUAAUUGUAUUUUCCUUCUUACACAAUUUCCCCCCACCUUGGGGAUAAUAAUUCUUUUCAUCUGUUUAAUUUUGUUAAAACUCACUGGCUGAGUCCUUCCAUUCUCUUACCCACUUUUGGUGGUACGUCAUAAUGUCAUUUCCGCAGGGCAGUCUUUUUGGGCAGCACUCCCAUUCCCGGGUCCCUGGUGCCAUCCUUUCUGGAAGCCCAGCCUCGCUCUCUGACCAAACAGCCACGUGGCUGUCAUCCCCUCCUGCGCAUUUCCUUGGCCUUCUCUCCUGGAGCUCUUGUUUCCCUGCUUCCCUUCCAUCCUCUUUCUCUUUCCUGUCACAAGAUGGAGAAGGACAUCUCUUUGUGACUUCUAAGACUUGGCACAACUGAAAAUAUUUAUUCUGUUCUCAUACUUUGUUCACAGCAUCACUGGACACACAGUUCUUUAAAAAAAAUGCUUUUCAUUCAGGAUUUUGAAGGCAUUGUUCUGUUGUCUUCUACUCAGAUUACCAGCUUCUGUAUGUGAAUUAUUUUUGAAAGCUUUUGGGUUUUUUAUUCUUGUUGUGAGCUUUCAUGUAGUUAAGCAUUAUUUUAAUUGAUUUUUUAUUUUUACUUUUAAUUUUUUAAUGUUUAUUUUAUUUUUGAGAGGGACAGAG
This is a messenger RNA of Suricata suricatta (meerkat), 2716 nucleotides long. It is a transcript of the gene PRELID3A, whose product is annotated as PRELI domain containing 3A. NCBI's taxonomy places the organism in Eukaryota, Metazoa, Chordata, Mammalia, Carnivora, Herpestidae. The record is from RefSeq and is a predicted model, not a curated record. The transcript is spliced from 6 exons. The coding region runs from base 232 to 1476 and encodes 414 amino acids. Gene Ontology annotation, molecular function: phosphatidic acid transfer activity. Gene Ontology annotation, biological process: phospholipid transport. Gene Ontology annotation, cellular component: mitochondrial intermembrane space.